Amoebophrya sp. A25 is the source of this 245-nucleotide messenger RNA. Lineage: Eukaryota; Dinophyceae; Syndiniales; Amoebophryaceae. The record is from the annotation of a GenBank genome assembly.
GUUCGCUGUACUUAACGGCAGCUGCAAACGCGUCGGAAAGUCUCCUGAUGCUUGGAGCAGGUGGGCCAGCUGAUGUCGUUGUCCCAGGAGAAUGCCUCGGCCAAAACGCGAGUAGCAAUAGCAGCAGUACUGGUCUACUAGGUCUCCUCGCAGAGGAGGACGAUAGCAAUGGCACAGUAUCGCUCUUCGGAAAAACGACCGCGAAUCGGUCGCUUAGGGACACACGCCAGCUGUUCCGCUAUUCA